AUGAGAGUGCACAGCCGGCGGCUCUAUCCUUCUAUCCCCCUGCUGCUCUCCCCCUCUCUCUCUUUUCUUCUUUCUCUUCUCCUUCUCCUCCCUCUUGUCUCACCACAGUUGAGAGGGGGGGAGGGGCCCCCCCUGCAGGGGCCCCCACAAGUACCAGCUCAGGCAGGGGCCUCUCUAGGGGCCCCCUAUGUGUUCCCUACAGGGGCCCCCAUGGGGGCCCCCAUGGGGCCCCCCAUGGGGGCCCCCAUUGCAUCAGGGGCCCCCGUGGGGGCCCCCAUGGGGGCCCCCGUGGGGGCCCCCAUUGCAUCAGGUGUUCCACCACCAUACCCUCUUCCUCAGGGGGCCCCCCCAACCCCUAGUCUCCGAGCUGAAGCAGCACGGGGGCCCCCCGGUCUGGGGCCCCCCCCUGUAGCGCUUGGCUCUGCAAAACAAACAACACAUGAGGACAGCAGCAGCAGCAGCAGCAGCAGCACCGGAGCAGCAGCAGCAGCAGCAACAGAUGCAGCAACAUCAGCAGCAACUGCAACAACCGAUACAGCAGCAGCAACAACUAAGAUAUCAACCACAGCUGCAGCAGACUCCUCAAUUGCAACAGAGUCCAACACAGCAGCAGCAGCAGCAGCAGCAGCAGCAGCCAGCAGCAGCAGGUACAGCAGCCGAUUCAGGCGCAACAGCAACCGCAGCAGCAGCUACGUCAACAACGACAACCACAGCAGCAGCAACAGCAACAACACCAGCACCACCACCAGCUUAGGCAGCAGCAACAGCCACAGAUGCAGCAGCAGCAGCAGCAGCCGCAGCAGCAGCAGCAGCAGCAGCAGCACUUUCGGCAGCAGCAAGUACCGCCGCCUCUUCCCGUUGCACCUCAGCAGCAGCAGCAGCAGAAGCCACCUGCGCAGCAGCAGCUUCGACAUAGCCCGCAGCAGCAGCAGCAGCAGCAGCAGCAGCAGCAGCAACAACCAGAGCAGCAGCAAUCUCAUUCUGCAGCAGCAGCAGCAGCAGCAGCAGCAGCAGCAGCAGCAGCAGCAGCAGCAGCAGCAGCAGCAGCAUUGGGAUCGUCUCCUCCCGCCCCGUAUCCCUCGCUAA
Molecule: messenger RNA, 1086 nt
Organism: Eimeria mitis
Lineage: Eukaryota; Apicomplexa; Conoidasida; Eucoccidiorida; Eimeriidae
Exons: 5
Coding region: 1-1086 (361 amino acids)
Source: RefSeq, a predicted model, not a curated record